Molecule: messenger RNA, 753 nt
Organism: Nilaparvata lugens (brown planthopper)
Lineage: Eukaryota; Metazoa; Arthropoda; Insecta; Hemiptera; Delphacidae
Gene: tbrd-3
Product: bromodomain-containing protein 8
Exons: 4
Coding region: 147-665 (172 amino acids)
Cellular component (GO): NuA4 histone acetyltransferase complex
Molecular function (GO): protein binding
Source: RefSeq, a predicted model, not a curated record
UUAUUAUCAAUUAACUCACAGAUAUUCAAUUUUUUUAAAUUCGAUGAAAAAUUAAUCAAUUAAACAGGCAGGCAUUAUUUUAAUAGAAUGAUAAUGUUGUUUACAGCGAGGAUAAAGCAGCUCUGCAAGCUUGGAAGAAGUCGAUAAUGCUUGUGUACAAUAGGCUGGCAACACACAAGUAUGCUUCCUUGUUUCUCAAGCCUAUAACCAAUGAGCAGGCCCUUGGAUAUCAUUCGGUCAUACACAGGCCAAUGGAUUUGUCGACUAUAAAGAAGAAUAUCGAACUGGGUAACCUGCGCACUACGGUGGAGUUCCAGCGUGACAUGAUGCUCAUGUUCCAGAACGCCAUCAUGUACAACAACAAGAAAACAUUGGUCUAUGAGAUGGCCACCGAAAUGCAGGCUGAAUGCAUACAGCACAUACAGUUGAUGGUGGAAGCGAUGGGCGAAGGAGUGCCGCUACGUAGCGAGGCUGACGAAUCGGACACACUCAAGUUGACUCGCGGCAGCGGUCGAGUCGGCAAGAGCGUGGAGCCGUGGUCGCAGCAGACUGCGGCUGAGUCGUCGCGCAAGCGCAAACGCAGCUCACUGCCGCCCGACACCGCUCCCAGUGCCGGCAGCAAGAAGAAAAAGAUGCAGGCAGAUGACGAGGGAAAGAAAAACUAGAAGAGAAAUAUUAUGAUUUAUCAAGAAGUAUUUUUGUACAUUGCAAUAAAGACUGUAAAUAACUAAUAAAGAUUUUUUAUAGAUUACA